UUUUGUAUUAUGGAGGAGGCAGACCCAUCAAUCAGAAGAGCUGGUAUUACAAGUUGCUUCAAGGAGAUGCUUCAUAGGGACAACCAAGAGCUAGUUCUCAUCCUGAGUGGACUGUGGCACAUUGCCAUGACUCACACUGACGAUCCCGAAUACCCGUCCCUCGGAAUCUUCAACCUCUUGAGCAACUUGAUCAUGAAGGGGAUUAGUGACAAAGAUUGGCUUCUUAGGGAUCAAAACAUAUACGUGCCUUACUACGCAGCCCACAUUAUUGGCUCCUACACCAUGAACAAGGCCGAGUUUGCUGAAAAGGCAGUGGAGUCCGGCGUGAUACCACCAUUGAUCAAGCUCCUGAGAGGCAAGUUAAGUUGGGUCGAGCAAAGAGUUGCAGUCCGAGCUCUGGGCCACCUCGCAAGCUACGAGACUACUUUCAAAGCGGUUUUGGCGUACGAACAAGAAGUGGUUGAUUCAGCCAUGCAAAUAGCAAGCACUUGCCUCGAGGUCGUGUAUUCCCAAUUCAUAGCACUAAAUGGAAUGAAGAGGUCGAAGUACCAACGCGAUUUGCUGACGCGCGGUAUCGGAAGGACCGAGUUGGAAGACCGAAAGGCUGAGGAGUGGGCGAGCCAGCUCCAAUGCUGGUCUCUCUAUCUCCUAAAUUGCUUUGCCUGCAAGGGAAGGAGUUUGGAUUUGAUUUGCAGGGGAGAGUUCUUGAAGGACUUGUGCGAGAUGUGGGGUGGACUUGUCAACCACUCUAAUCCUGGUGGUGUUGGGCUUAUUAGAAUCUUGUGUUACACCAAAAUUGGAAGAGAGAGGAUAGCUGAUUGCAAAGAAGUCGUCCAAUAUCUCUGUAAUCUCUCAAGAUCUUCCGAUGAUUGGCAGUAUAUGGGCAUCGAUUGUCUUCUCUUACUUCUCAGAGACCAAAAUACCCGGUACCAAGUCAUUGAAAUUGCCAUUUUUUGUCUCAUAGAUUUGAUAGAACUCAAUAAUCUUGGGAAAGCAAGGAUCCACAUAGGAGAAGCCAUUUCAAGAACUCUCCUUCAAGACCACAGCAAAAUGAUAAGAUCAAAAUUCAAGGACAAUCCAAAAGUCCAAGAGGCAUUAGAUGAAUUAUGGAUCCUAAAGGUUGAAAAAGGGAAAAGGGAGAGACUUUUGACCCAAGAAAAGGUUAAAGAAAAGAGGGUCUUAGUGGAUCUCAUAAAACAACAAGCAAAAAGCAUGUUUUGGGCAGGUCACAUAGAGGAGGCCAUGUUGAAGUACAACGAGGCACUGGAGAUUUGCCCAUUGAGGCUGAGGAAGGACAGGAUGGUGAUCUACAGCAACCGAGGCCAGUGUCAUUUGUUGCUUGGAGAUGCAGAUUCUGCCAUCAGAGACACAACAAGAGCUCUCUGCUUGUCGAGUCCGGCGAACAAUCACUGCAAGAGCUUGUGGAGAAGAUCGCAGGCUUAUGAUAUGAAAGGGCUGAGCAGAGAGAGCUUGAUGGAUUGCUUGAUGUUUGUCAACGGGUGCAUGAGGUCGGAGAAGAAGAGGGGCAAACACGCAAAGAUACCGCACUAUGCAGCGCGUAUGAUCAGCAAGCAGAUGGAGGCCAUGUGGCUGUUUGCCGGCUCAAGGUCGAGGGCGAUGGCGAGCUGUGCAGAAGGAGGGAGAUUUUGAGGAUGAGAAUUGUGAACUAAAGAGGAAGGACAUGGGGAUAAUGUACGAAGUUCUAGCA
Eucalyptus grandis is the source of this 1708-nucleotide messenger RNA. RefSeq lists its product as uncharacterized. The coding region runs from base 10 to 1650 and encodes 546 amino acids. The transcript has a single exon. Lineage: Eukaryota; Viridiplantae; Streptophyta; Magnoliopsida; Myrtales; Myrtaceae. Gene Ontology annotation, molecular function: protein binding. The record is from RefSeq and is a predicted model, not a curated record.